GGAGUGAAGCCAAUUUCAUCUCUUCAAGCAGCACAGGCACUAUUUCAGCGCAUCAAGUGCCCAUGUCUGCUGCUGGAAGCAAAAGAUCUUCUUUUUCUCUCGAGCGAUCAAGGAGAUACAUUUCUUGUGGUGACAACCACGGCAUUGAGCCACAAAACCGAGAGCAGUACUUGAGUCAUCUGCAGCAGAAAGAAGUUACAGUACAGCAUUUGAAAACAAAGCUGAAGGAGUCUGAGAGCAAACUUCAAGAAAGGGAAACAGAAAUAGAAGAGCUCAAGGCUCAGCUGGCACGGAUGAAGGAAGACUGGGUUGAGGAAGAGUGUAAGCAUGUGGAGCUGGAGCUGCACUUCUGGGAAGCGAGAAGGGAAAGCCACGAACUCCAGCAGGCUGUUGAAAGCAUGAGAAACAGCUUGGCUGAGAAAGAGAAAAAAUUUCAGAAAUACUUCAUAGACAUAAGCAUUGCAAACAAGAAGCUGGAAGCUUUGCUGCAGGGCAUGGGGAUGGCUCAGAAGAGCUCUGUGAGAGAUGAGCAGUGCCUGGAGUCCAUGUGGGACUCAGAGGGGAAGUCAUUAGCAUUGUGUGCCACGAUGCCAGGCAGCCUCACCACGGAGGACCAAGCUCUGGAGGAGGUGGCAGGCAGUGGGCUGCUUCUUAAUGAGGACACCGCUAACGGGACUGAUUCAUUUGAAGAGCAUUUGACCGCCACAACUUCUGGGUUGAGUGAACCAGCUCCCUCCAGUUCUUCUGAGUAUCAAGAGAUGCUUGAAAAUGUUCUGGAUGAAAAACAAACUUCUUCUCAGGAGGAGGAGAAAAUCAGCAAGGUGGUGGUGGAACAGGCCAUCCCGACUGACCUGGUGCCAUAAAGCCUAGAUGUGGAGUAGCUCAUUCAGAACAUCUUCAGAGCUCGAGACUCCUGGCCUCUAAUCCCACCUGCUUCACUGAAGGAAUUGGGUGAAAUUUCUCUUGGAAGCGUCCAUGAUUCUGCUACCCUAGUGGACUUAACUCCGAGUGAUCCAAACUCUGCCGUCCUCUUGUCUCCUAUGGAGUCUCCAUGCAGGAAGGUGGAACACAGGGUUAAUAAAAACUGUUUUGUGAAAGAACUUGAUUUUGCAGAACCUCAUCAUGCUGAAGCUUUUGGCUAUGUUAAUACCCUCUCUCAGACAGCUUGA
Molecule: messenger RNA, 1169 nt
Organism: Tyto alba (common barn owl)
Lineage: Eukaryota; Metazoa; Chordata; Aves; Strigiformes; Tytonidae
Product: syntabulin-like
Exons: 3
Biological process (GO): synapse maturation; axonal transport of mitochondrion
Cellular component (GO): cytoplasmic microtubule; vesicle
Source: RefSeq, a predicted model, not a curated record